Molecule: messenger RNA, 1011 nt
Organism: Taeniopygia guttata (zebra finch)
Lineage: Eukaryota; Metazoa; Chordata; Aves; Passeriformes; Estrildidae
Source: RefSeq, a predicted model, not a curated record
UCAGGCAGCAAACGGCGAUGGCUUUUAUCUAAUUCCCAAAUAAAGAGAGAACACCCGUUCCCAGACACACACAGCAGGGUUGGUAGGGCUGCCAAGUCCUGAUGGGAACACCUCUCUUCAGCGGCGGCACUCGGGACCCCCGCGGCGGUACCACCGCGUCUCCACCCCGCGGCAAAGCAGCGCCCGGUGCCGAGGGAGCCCCGCGGCAAAGCAGCGCCCGGUGCCGAGGGAGCCCCGCGGCAAAGCAGCGCCCCGCACUCACCAGCAGCGCCAGCAGCCGCACCGCCGCCACAGGGCCCCGCGACAUGACCGCCGUGCCGUGCCGUGCCGGGACAGGCUCAGAUCCUCCGGCCGCCCAACACGGGAAUGCCGGCGGCCCGUGGAGUGGGGCACAAGUCGCCGCGGGUGGGUGGGGUGUGCCGGGCGGGAUCUGCGCCGGGAGAGGGCAAGAGGCACCCGGCCCCGGGCCCCGCCCGGCCCGCGGCGGCGAGUCCCGUCCGCGCCCCGCCCGAGGAGGCAGCGCCGGGAGCGCCGGGCCCGGCUUCCCCGGGGCUUCCGAAGUUUGUGGUUUGUUUGUCCCGCUUCCGCCGAGGAAGGCGAGCCGGAGCGUGCAGGAGGACUGCGACAACAAACUGAUACUUUCAGGAGUAAUUGACAGGGGGGAGCGCAGUCUUACGGGAAAAUAAAAUUGUGGGCGUUUUUAGGACAACCUUCUCUAUAAUCCUCGUUUUUUAUACGCUCCUAGCUAUAUCCUUCCUACUCUUAUCUGGCAGAGAUCUUUCCUGGAUACGCCUGGUUAAUUGAUGCUUACGAAGGCAUAACUGAUUCUUCAUGACGGCGAAACAAUUAAACGUGCUUUCUUGUACAUCCUCUCUGCUGAGGCAGUUACCUGGUUAAGCUUUCCAGGGUCACACUCAGUUGUGCUACAAAGGGAUGAUAUUCCAUCUGCAGCCCCAUCCCGGUCUGAUGCCUUCACAACCAGAGUGUAGCUACUAUGUUGCUGUCACAAAA